CUAGUGAUCAGCCCGAGAGGAUCAGAGGGUCAACAAUGGAGCUUGGGCCGGAGGAAAAAGAACAUCCACGGAACCUGAUUCCAGAGCUCUGCAAGCAGUUCUAUCAUUUGGGCUGGGUAACUGGGACUGGUGGCGGCAUCAGCCUGAAAUAUGGUGAUGAAAUCUACAUUGCUCCAUCGGGUGUUCAGAAGGAAAGGAUCCAGCCGGAUGAUUUAUUUGUCUGUGACAUAAAAGGAUGUGACAUCUCUGGUCCUCCACUCUCGAAGAAGCUAAAGAAAAGUCAAUGCACACCUCUCUUUAUGAAUGCUUAUACCAUGCGAGGAUCUGGAGCAGUCAUACACACGCACUCCAAAGCUGCUGUCAUGGCAACCCUCCUCUUCCCAGGAAAGGAGUUUCAAAUUACACACCAAGAAAUGAUUAAAGGAAUCAGGAAAUGUCAAUCCGGAGACUAUUACAGGUAUGAUGAUCUGCUGGUGGUCCCUAUUAUAGAAAAUACACCAGAAGAGAAGGACCUGAAGGAACGAAUGGCUCGUGCCAUGGAGGAGUACCCAGACUCCUGUGCUAUCCUAGUUCGGCGCCAUGGCAUCUAUGUGUGGGGGAAGACAUGGCAAAAUGCUAAAACAAUGUGUGAAUGCUAUGAUUAUCUGUUUGAUAUCGCUAUACAAAUGAGACAAUGCGGCCUCGACCCAUCUCACCAUCCAAUAGAAGAAAAGGGCAUUGUCUAAGAGUCUGUGGGCAGGAAAUAACUUUGGCCCAUAGCAAAGCUCUUCUGUAAACCUAAAGUCCUCUGUACACGAUGAAAGUAUCUUUAAUCAUUGACUGCUGCAUGAACUUCAGAAUCUGGCUGACCAUGUGAGCAGAGCUGAACUACAGUAUGGGUGAAUAAUGGAUGGCAAAUAUUUCAAGUGUGGAUUGUUUUAUGCAUUCAUAUGCAAUGGUCUCUUAAUCACUAACAUCAGGCUCAGCAAAAUUGGUUGAGUGUUUUAUAGUUAAUCAAAAUCACCUUUGCAAGGACUGAGCAAGUGGCAACCAAACUCCCUUUAGGCACAUCAACCCCAAGGUUUCAGCUUGCAAUCAUCAUGGAGGUCACUUGUGAGACAAAAUGAUCAGAGAGCUAUUGAAUCCUACAAGUCCUUUCCUACAGCUAAUUUUAAAUGAAUAUGUAUCCUGCUGUCAUAAGUUAUCAUCAUCGAGAGAUGGUAGCAUAUCUUAGUGGUAACGCUACUGCACUAGUAAACCAGAAGCCCAGGCUAAUUCUUGGAAACACAAGUUCAAAUCUCAGAACAGAUGGUGAAAUUUAAAUUCAAUUAAUUAAUAACUCAGUGAUGAUGAUCAUGAAACGAAUGAUUUGCCAUAAAAAGCCAUCUGGUUCUUUGCCGUCCUGAAAUCUGCCAUCCUUAACUGGUCUGGCCUACAUUUGCCUAUAGACCCACAGCAGUAUGGUUGACUCUUAAUUAUGUUCUGUAAGUUACUCAGUUUAUCAAACUGCGACAAAAAAGCCAAAAAGGGAUGAAAGUGGAUGGACCACCUGGCAUUGACAUAGGCACUGGAAAGAAUAAAGGCACACCACAUUGGGAAAGCUGUCCCACAACUAGUCAGUAACAGCCUGACAUAGUUACAGCCAAUGUCCUAGACUCCUCUAUCCCCAUCCAUGGGUAGGUCCUGUCCCAGUGACAGGACAUACCACCAGAGUUGGUGUCAUAGUGGUAUACAGUCAGAAGUGGAGUCCUCAAUAUUGACUCCAGACCCUAUAAUGUCUCAUGAAUCAGUACUCCUCCAUGUUGAUAGCAGCAGAAUUGUAUUCAUGCACAAUCUGUAACCUUGUGGCUCAGCAUAUUCCUCACUCAAUCGUUACCAUCAAGCCAGGGAUCAACCCUGGUUCAAAGAAGAGUGUUCGAACCAGGAGCAGCUGCAGGUACACAUAAAAAUGAUGACCCAACAUGGUGAAUCUACAACAUGACUACAUGCCAAACGGUGGAAACAGCAUGUGAUAGACAGAGCUAAGCAACCCAACAACCAAUGAUUUUGAUCAAAGCUCUGCAGUCCUGCCACAUCCAGUCACUAAUGGCAGUGGGCAAUUAAACAACUAACCAGAGGAAGAGGCUCCAUAAACACCCCCAUCUUCAAUGAUGGGGGAGCCCAACACGUUAGUGCAACCAUCUUCAGCCAGAUAUGUCGAGUGAUCUUAGCCUCCUCCUGAGCUCCCCAGCAUCACAGAUACCAGUCUUCAGCCAAUUCUAUUCACUCCAAUUGAUGUCAAGAAAUUACUAAAAGCACUGGAUACUGCAAAGGCUACGGGCCUUAACAACAUCCCAACAGUAGCUCUAAAAGCUUUUUCUUCGGAUUAACUCCACCUCCAACCAAGUUGUUCCAAUACCACUAAAACACUGGCAUUUUCUGACAAUGUGGAAAAUUGCCCAGGUAUGUCCAUCCACAAAGGCAGGACUUUUCAGUCCAGCUAAUUACCUUCCACCAGUCUGCUCUCAAUCAUCAGCAAAGUGAUGGAAAGUAUCGUCGAGAGUGCUAUCAAGUGCCCUACUCAGCAAUAACCUGCUCACAGAUGUUCAGUUUGGAUUCUGCCAGGGGCCCUUGGCUCCAAACCUCAGCGCAGCUUUGGCCCAAACAUGGACAAAAAAAGUUGAAUUCCGGAGUUGAUGUGAGGUGAGGGCGACUGCCCUUGACAUGAAGGCAGCAUUUGGCCGAGUUUGGCAUCAAGGAGCCCUAGCAAAACUGAAGCCAAUGGGAAUCAAUGGGAAAGCUCCCCACUGGUUGGAAUCAUACCUAGCACAAAGGCAAGAUGGUUGUGGUUGUUGGAGGUCAAUAACCUCAGUUCCAGGACAUCACUGCAGGAGUUCCUCAGGCCCCUACAUCUUCAGCUGCUUCAUCAAUGACCUUCCAUCAUACAAUCAGAAAUGGGAUUGUUCGCUCAUGAUUUCACAAUGAUCGGUACCAUAUGUGACUCCUCAGAUAAUGAAGCAGUCUGUGCCUGCAUGCAGCAAGUCCUGGGCAACAUUCAGACUUGGUCUGAUAAAUGGCAAGUAAUGUUCAUACCACACAAGUGUCAGGCAAUGACAAUCUCCAAGAAGAGAGAAUCUAACCAUCCUCUCUUGGCAUUACAAUGGCUGAAUCCCCCACCAUCAACACCCUGGAGUUACCAUUGAUCAGAAACUGAACUGGACUAUCCAUGUAAAUACUGUAGCUACAAGUGUAGAUCAGAGGCUGAGAAUUCUGCAGCGAGUAAUUCACCUCCUGACUGCCCAAAGCCUGUCCACCAUCUACAAAUCAGGAUUGUAAUUUUAAUAUCAUUUGAAAUAAAUUUGCAGUAAUUAAAUGACCUGGAUUUUAUAAAA
This is a messenger RNA of Carcharodon carcharias (great white shark), 3350 nucleotides long. Its product is annotated as APAF1 interacting protein. Gene Ontology annotation, cellular component: cytoplasm. The transcript has 7 exons. The record is from RefSeq and is a predicted model, not a curated record. Lineage: Eukaryota; Metazoa; Chordata; Chondrichthyes; Lamniformes; Lamnidae. The coding region runs from base 36 to 725 and encodes 229 amino acids. Gene Ontology annotation, molecular function: methylthioribulose 1-phosphate dehydratase activity; metal ion binding.